AUGAUACCACACAAUUAUGAUCAUUUGGCUAAUUUGCAGUUAGCAGAUCCUGAAUUUUAUAUUCCCGCUCCAAUCGACAUACUUUUCGGCUCAGAUGUUUAUCCGGACAUUAUAUUACCGGAAAUUAUUCGCAGCGAGCACGUAGUCGCUCCCAUUGCACAAAACACCCAAUUGGGGUGGAUUAUAUUGGGUAAGAAUCCUGAAGUUACUCCAAAGUCGAUCCGAAGUUUCUUCCAACACAUUGAUCUCGAUACACAAAUCCGAAAAUUUUGGGAGAUUGAAGAAAUUCCUUUCGUGAUUCGAGCUUCAGAAGAGGAUAUUGCCUGCGAAAAGUAUUUUAAUGAAACAACCAAGCGAUUAUGUGAUGGGCGGUACGAAGUGAAUCUUCCAUUUAAAGUAGGAUUUCAUCCUGAACUAGGAUCCAGCAAAGAAAUGGCAACUCGACGUUUUUUAUCUUUGGAACGACGAUUUGAAAGGGACCCAAAAUUGCAAGAAAGUUACAGCCAAUGUAUCAUGGAAUACCUUAGUUUGAAACACAUGGAAGAAGUAGACGUAAACGACCCAAUUUUGAAAACCCCUUUUCACUAUUUUCUUCCUCAUCAUGCUGUAUUUAAAGAAUCGAGUUCUACCACAAAAGCUCUUGCGGUUAAAAGUGAGAUGUACGUAGACGAUUUCAUCAGUGGAGGAGAUUCUAUAAACGAAACUCGUAUAAAACGCGAAGAAACACGAAAUCUUUUGGCGUCUGCAGGCCUCAAACUUCGGAAGUGGACGUCCAACUGCAAAGAUCUUCUGCAAGACUUACCCAAAGAAGAUUGUGAGAUAACUUUUGAAGUGCCUUUUCAAUCAAAAGAUCAUGGCAAAACAUUAGGCAUAAGAUGGAAUCCACAAGAAGACUCAUUUUCGUUCAAAAACUUUCAACAGGAAACCGAUGAAGUGACAAAAAGGACAAUGCUAUCAGCAAUUGCAAAACUUUUUGAUCCGCUUGGCUGGAUUGCGCCAUGUGUGAUCAAAGCCAAGAUCAUAAUGCAAAAAUUAUGGUGCAGAGGAACCGAUUGGGAUGAACCCAUUUCAUCAGAUCUUAAAGAAGAAUGGCAAGUUUUUCAGAAGGAAUUGCCUUUAAUACAACACGUUAAAAUCCCACGGUGGAUAAAUACACACAAUACACAGAAAUCGGUGGAAUUUCACGGUUUUAGUGACGCGUCGGAGAAGGCUUAUGGAGCAGUUGUCUUCAUACGUGUCCUUGAUAAUGCCGAGAAUAUUCACAUGCAUAUACUAAUAUCGAAAACAAAGGUGGCUCCAUUGAAAACAGUCAGUCUACCACGACUAGAACUUUGUGGAGCUGUUCUCUUGGCAUCACUAUUAAAUUACACAAAAGAAGUUCUGCAUGUCUCGAACGCAAAGGUAUACGCAUGGUCAGACUCAAUGAUUACGUUGGCUUGGAUUAAAGCACAACCUUCCAAAUGGACAACGUUUGUCAGUAACAGGGUUGCUGAAAUCCAACGAUUAACAAACUGCGAUAUUUGGAAACACAUUCCAACAGACCAUAACCCAGCUGAUUUAGCAUCUAGGGGCGUUUCACCUUCAGUGUUGGGAACACAAGACCUUUGGUGGAUAGGGCCCUCAUUUUUGCGAGAAAAGUGGCAAUUUGAAAUACCCGUACAACCAUCUACUCUCGAAACCGAAAUUGAAAGGCGAACGGAAAAGAAACAAUGCUUAGUAGCCAACUCUGAUGAAGCAGAUGAUGACAUUAACAGAUGUAUACUAAGGUGUUCGCGACUAUCAAAGAUCAUCAGAGCAAUUGCAUUCUGUUAUCGCUUUAAAUGGAAUUGCCUUGCAAAAAGACGAAAAACAUCAAGGAUUUCAGGAGAAUUGAAUCCAGAUGAGCUACAAGUUGCAGCCUUCUUGGUGCAUAAAGCAGUACAAAGGCUCAUGUUCACUGCAGAACUGAGUGAAUUAGAGAAUAAAAAUACAAUUCCCAAAUCCUUGUUAUCUCUUAAUGCGUUCAUCGAUGGUAAUGGGUUACUUCGUGUGGGUGGCCGACUCGAGAACACACUACUUUCAUAUAACCAGCAACAUCCGAUCAUUCUAAAACCCAAUUACCACUUCUCUGAACUAGUGAUGCGAGAUGCACACAAUAAGACCCUACACGGAGAAAAUCAACAAACUGCGGCCUUCAUUCGUAUGACUUACUGGAUAACAAGACUUAAACAACACGUAAAAAAACAUAUACAUAAUUGCCCAAUAUGUUUCAGAUACAAAAAAAGGAGUCUACAACAACUCAUGGGAAGCCUGCCAGCACCACGAGUACGAAUAUCCAGACCAUUCACCCAUACAGGAGUUGAUUACGCCGGUCCUAUAGAAAUUAAAACAUGGAAAGGAAGAGGAGCUAAAACUUUUAAAGGAUACUUUGCCAUUUUUAUUUGCCUGUCUACCAAGGCAAUCCACCUCGAAACAGUGUCAGACUUGACAACACAGGCAUUCCUAGCAGCUCUUCGUCGCUUCACCUCACGCCGAGGCAUUUGUGCCCAAAUUUAUAGCGACUGCGGCACGAACUUUGUGGGAGCUAAUCGCGAAUUAGCCCGUAUGCUAGAAGAAGCUAAACACGAUUGGAAAGAAAUCGCAGGGACUCUAGCUAAUUCAGGAACAAACUGGAAUUUUAUUCCUCCAGCUUCCCCUCACUUUGGUGGUCUUUGGGAAGCUGGUGUGAAAUCAGUUAAACACCAUCUAAAACGAACCACAAGAGAUGAGAGGUUAACUUUCGAGGAACUCUACACACUUCUCACGCAGAUCGAAGCCUGUUUGAAUUCCCGACCUCUAUGCCCUCUAUCGGAUAAUAUCGAUGAUCUAGACUAUUUAACACCAGGACACUUCCUAAUUGGCGAACCCUUGCUCACAAUUCCUCAAAAGGACAAAAACGUAGAAAACAUGAGCUAUCUAGACAGAUGGAAAAAGACUCAAGCUCUCGUCAACGUAUUCUGGCAAAAAUGGAACGGAGAAUACCUUUCACGAUUGCAACAACGACCAAAAUGGACGAAAAGGGAAGCUGAACCUAAAGUUGGAAGUCUUGUUUUGGUCAAGGAUGAAAGACUUCCGCCAUCCCAAUGGGCAUUAGCAAGAAUAACCGACACACAUCCGGGAGCUGACGGACUAGUCCGAGUGGUAACGCUAAAAACAAAAUCUGGAAUUAUGAAACGGCCUAUCACGAAAAUCUGUUACCUACCGUGUAACACCUCGACCGAUGAAAGCACCCUAAUUUAA
Messenger RNA from Eupeodes corollae, 3258 nucleotides. RefSeq lists its product as uncharacterized. Bases 1 to 3258 code for a protein of 1085 amino acids. Gene Ontology annotation, molecular function: nucleic acid binding. Gene Ontology annotation, biological process: DNA integration. The record is from RefSeq and is a predicted model, not a curated record. The transcript has a single exon. NCBI's taxonomy places the organism in Eukaryota, Metazoa, Arthropoda, Insecta, Diptera, Syrphidae.